UACCAUCACAAAGUUUUUCCUUAUGUUUACCCAACAUCUAAGUAACUUAUACAGGAAGUCUUUGACUUACAACAGUUCAUUUAAUGAUUGUUUGAAGUUACAACGGCACUGAAAAAAGUGAUGACCAUUUUUCACACUUACAACCAUCGCAGCAUCCCCACAGUCACGUGAUCAAAAUUCAGAUGCUUGACAACUGGUUGAUAUUUAUGAUGGUUGCAGUGUCUCAGAGUCAUGUGAUUCCACUUUUGUGACCUUCUGACAAGCAAAGUCCAUGGGGAAGCCAGAUUCAUGUAGCAACUGUAUUAUUAACUUAACAACUGUAGUGAUUCACUUAACAAAUGUGGCAAGAAAAAUUGUAAAAUGGACCCAAACUCACUUCACAAAUUUCUCACUUAGCAACCUAUGUUUUGGGCUCAAUUGUGGUCGUAAAUCAAAGACUACCUGUAUUUGUUAUUUCUGGUCCUGGUUUUCAUAGCCUUGAAAAAGAUUGUUCUGUCCCCCUCAAUAACCCCCCUAAAAGACACAUGAGCUGACUGUAUUUGCCAGCAAUUUAUUCUUGCUACAGAUAUCAGCUCUGGUAACAAACCUGCGAUUGCCUGCCAAGUCCUCCUUAUCUCUUCAUUGCUACUGCGAUCUGUUGCUAGAGCAACCCAGAGUUCAGAAGUAAACAGAAGUCCGAAAAGUCAAUUCCUGAGUCUCACAAUAAAGCAGUUGAAGUUUCCAAAAGUCAGUUUUUGUCUGUCACGGAGCCCAAAGGCAGCUCCACCCACUUUUAUACCCUGUGGGGUGUGGCUCCGUGACUCAGCACUCCCUGGGCCAGCCCCUUCCUUUCUUUUGCUGCGCACGCUUCACUCAGCAUCGCUGCCUUGCAUUUAGCCACGAUUGAUCCUCCUCAGCUGGCUCUUGGGGUGUUGCCAGGGGGAAGGAGGGGUCAGGGGAAAGAGGCUGUGUCAGCUCCUCCUCCUCCACCUGGCCUGCCUCUGGAAUCUGGAGCGGAGCCAAAGAGGAAGAUUCUACAGAGGGAAGCCCUGUCGGCUCUUCCUCCUCACUCUCCUCCUCACUCUCUGUCAGGAAGCCCGGCUUGGGGCCCGCAGACACAACAAAGAUGAGUAACUUCCUAGCCAAGGUAGCCGGUGGACUCAUGGUGGCUGUUGGAAUUUAUGCCAAGCUCUCCAAGGAAGCAGGUGCUGUGGACUCCUUGUUAGCUGAUCCCUCCAUAAUUCUUUUAGCAGUGGGCACCCUGAUUUUCUGUAUCACUUUUGUGGGAUGUUUGGGAGCUUUACGGGACCUCACGCUGUUGUUGAAAGUGUUUGCCUGGAUCUUGCUCAUCAUUUUCAUUCUGCAAGUUGUGGCUGCAGUUUUAGGCUUCAUCUUCUCUGGCAUGGUGAUGGAAAAAGCCACAUUUUUGAUGGGCCAGGCCAUCUCCCGCUAUCGUGACAACCUUGAUUUGCAGAACCUCAUCGACUACAUCCAGAAGAAGUUCAAGUGCUGUGGGGUUCAUUCAUACAAGGACUGGUCCCAGAAUAUUUAUUUUGACUGUCAAGACUCCAAUCCCAGCCUGGAACAUUGUGCAGUGCCCUUCUCUUGCUGUCUGCAAGAUAAAGAGGUUAUGCUAAACACCAUGUGUGGCUAUGGGACACAGAGUCUUAAAGGGUGGCAAGCGGAGACCGUGGUGUACACAGAGGGCUGCCUUGAGAAGAUCGUCCAUUGGGGACGGAGCAAUCUCUUGCUGAUGGCUGGGCUGGCAUUUGGAUUGCUGGUCUUGGAGGUUAUUGUUUUUCUUCUGGCAGUGAUGCUCAUUUACCAGAUUGAUUUCAUCAUCCAGAAGCGCCGAAGCACCAAGAGGAGGAGGAGGCAGAGAAGUGAGAAAUGAGGCAGCAAGGGAUGGAAGUUGGCUAUGAAUCAGCUUUCCUGAACCUAAUAGCCUUUGGAUGCAUGACACUGGAUUCUGAAAUGUCCAGGAUUCCCACGUUACCUCAGAAAUCUGGGGCUUACAGUCCCAAUAUACCUGAAGGCCACCUGGUUGGAAAAGUCUGCUAUAAAUAUACAACUUUCAUGCAUCCAUUGCAGGAAGAUGGCUUUUUUCUCAUCCCAGUCUGGGUUUGAAAUAUUUCUCAUUUUUAUAUUGUGGUUUAUAUGGAUUGAAGAAACAAGCAGCCUGGUCAUGGAGGUUCCAUCAGAGCGAUUGACUCCAAAAGAAACCAUAUUCCAGGUGCGCUCCUGAUAGGCACAUGGACACACAUUGUCUUCCAACAUCCAACAAACACAGAUUAUGAGGAAAAUACUGUGAAACGGGGUUGAGGCUCAGCCAUUUUAGGUAGACCAAAUUAAGAAACCAAUGCCAUAUAGUCAAAACUAUUUUUAUUGUAAGGGUAUACAGAUGGUUACAUCUUAUGUCCGAUUACAUAGGAACCAUUCAAAGUUACAACGGACACUUCAAAAGCUACUUAUUUCCUGGAUCCAGAGUUCUGAGGGCUGAACAGUCACAUGACCACGUUUUGGGUCAUGUGACUGUUUGCUUGGUAAUUAGCUCACCUUUAUGGCCAGCUGCAGCAUUCCACAGUCAUGUGAUCAUGAUUUCAAACAGUUCUUACUGAUUUCUGGCUUUUGGGGGCAGUUUCCAGCAAAAAUGUCCUUAGAUAUACAUUGAUUCACUUAACAACUGCGGCAUUCACUUAAUGACCACUACAAAACAAAAAGCCGUAAAGUCAGAUCCAGUCACAUGAAUGCCUUGACUUACAAUCACGCUGAGUUGUAACAGAAAUUCUAGGCUCACUUACAGUCAUAAAUUGAGGAUUUGUAAUAAUAAUAGAAUAUUACAGAAUUAUUCUGUAAUAAUAGAAUCUUGCAAGUCUAAAUCUGCUUCCUCCUCCCUCAUUUUAACUUUUCUAGGGAGGGGUUUCCCUGAAACAUUUUCUCAAGUUAUUUUCUUGGUCUAGGCUGAAACCCCACUUACCUGACCAUUAACAGAAUAACAGAAUGGCAGAGUUGGAAGGGACCUUGGAGGUCUUCUAGUCCAACCCCCUGCUCAGGGAGGAAACCUUAUACCAUUUCAGACAAAUGGUUAUCGGAUCUCUUCUUACUUGGUAAUGGUUCUUCCUCAAGACCAUUCCUUCCAUUUCCAGAGAUGGGGAAAAGUGGAAAAAAAAAUAACCCUUAAUCUGUCCACCUAUAAAAGAUUGAGCCCAAUGCUGUAAUUCUUUAUGAAAUACAAUAAAAACUUUCAA
Ahaetulla prasina is the source of this 3227-nucleotide messenger RNA. Its product is annotated as tetraspanin-33-like. Bases 1106 to 1873 code for a protein of 255 amino acids. The record is from RefSeq and is a predicted model, not a curated record. Lineage: Eukaryota; Metazoa; Chordata; Lepidosauria; Squamata; Colubridae. The transcript has 8 exons. Gene Ontology annotation, cellular component: membrane.